Messenger RNA from Erythranthe guttata (spotted monkey flower), 728 nucleotides. The record is from RefSeq and is a predicted model, not a curated record. NCBI's taxonomy places the organism in Eukaryota, Viridiplantae, Streptophyta, Magnoliopsida, Lamiales, Phrymaceae.
UGUGAAUCAUACUUGUGUCAUUUUUUCAUUGAGUUGUGUUGUUUCAGAUUUUGGCAAGGCAACAAGCGCAAAGGGAAGAGGAGCUUUCUCAAACACAGAGGCAUAUUCUCGUGCUUCAGGAGGAAAUUGAGGAACUGGAGCAUGAAAAUCGCCUCCAUAGGCAACAGGAAGCUAUGUUGAAGGAAGAACUCCGAAACAUGGAAAGAAUGGAGAAGAGGGAAGGAGUGGAUCUGACAUAUCUUAAAAACGUUAUCUUAAAGCUUCUUGAAACAGGUGAAGUGGAGAGACUGCUACCAGUUGUUGCUAUGCUUCUUCAGUUCAGCCCUGACGAGAUGCAGAAAUGUCAGCAAGCCUACCGCGCUUCAACCGAAGUCCCGCCUAGCCCAGCAAGUGAUUCUUCGGGAUCUGGGCGGUCUCUCUUCUCUAGGUUCACAUUUUCAUAGCAUGUGUUUGAUUAAUCAAUUGCUUCUUGAGAUUAAAUGAUGCAAAAGGGCUUAUUGUUCAUUGCCACAUGGAGGAGAUGCGAUCAGGAUCGACUUUUACAUUGUUAAUGUUACGAUAGAUCCCUAGUAUGGAUACACUGUAAAAGAUCUGAUGGGAAAUUGAGAUGCUUCAGAUAUAGAAAACAAAUGCGAGACAACAAUAAUAAUGGUCAAAUUUAUUUGUACAUACGAUUUUUUUUCCAACUUUGUAUCCGUUAAAUAUAGCAAAGCCGUGAUUUCUUCACA